AUGGAUUAUUUGGGCCAAAACGGGGCCUUGGGCCUAACGACUGAACAAACCGAAAAAGUUCUUCAAUUUCAAGACCUCACAGGCAUAGAAGACAUGACCGUGUGCCGCGACGUGCUCCAACGGCACCAAUGGAACCUAGAGGUCGCUGUUCAGGAACAACUGAACAUACGCGAGGGCAGACCCUCGGUGUACGCGACGGAGACGCGGCCUCCCGCCGUGGUCAGCGACCACCUGGCCGUGCAGCACGUUUACUACGCGCCGCCGACGGAUGGCAGCGCGGGCGGCGUCGGCGGGCUCGUCAGGGCGGUGGUGGGGCUGCUGUGGAACAUGUGCUACAGCACCAUCAUGACGCUGCUGCAGAUUACCAGAAGGAUGCUGGGUCUGGAGUACCGGCCGCGCACCGACCCGGUGGAGGAGGUGAUGGACUUCAUCCGCACGUACGAGGACCGCUACACCUCGGUGCACCCGGUGUUCUACCGCGGCACGUUCUCGCAAGCGCUGAACGACGCGAAGCGCGAGCUGCGCUUCCUGCUCGUCUACCUGCACGACGACGCGUCGCGCGACACCGAGCAGUUCUGCAGGAACUCGCUCGCGCACGCCGACGUCGUCGACUACGUCAACGCGAACUUCCUGUUCUGGGCGUGCGGCGCCGACAGCGAGGAGGGCAGGCGCACGCUCAACGCCGUCAAGUCCUCGGGCGCCACCUUUCCGCUGCUCAGCGUGCUGGUGCUCAAGGAGGGGCGCAUGACCAUCGUCGGUAGGCAGGAAGGUUUCUGCGAAGCCUCGCUGACGGUCCAGCGGCUCGCCAACGUGGUGGCCGAAUUCGACGUUUGCCUGGCGCAGGCGCGCGCCGACCGCGUCGAGCAGAGCAUCAACAGGUCGCUGCGCGCGCACCAAGACGAAGCGUUCCAGGAGAGUUUGAGAGCCGACCAGGAAAAAGAGCGCAAAAGGGAAGAACUGCGCAGAAGAGAGGAGGACGAGCGCAGGCGAGCGGAAGAGGAGGAACAGGCCGAGCACCAAAGGCGCCUGAGCAUUCGUAAAGAAAAAAUCGAGUCCAUCACCAGAGUUCCUGACGAACCGGAUUCUACGAACCCGGACGCUGUUCAUGUGGUCUUCAAACUGCCGUGCGGCAGUCGCUUGGACCGCCGCUUCUUAAAGUCGCACUCCCUAGAGCACGUUUUCUACUUUGUAUUCUCCCACCCGAAGGCGCCGGAUUCGUUCGAAAUCACCACCAACUUUCCGAAAAGGGUUCUGCCUUGCAACCCGGAAGGAGCGUCUAACUUCAUGACGCUCGAAGAGGCGGGGCUGAAAAACAGGGAAGUCCUUUUCGUACACGAUCUCGACGCUUAAAAAAUAGACUUUACUAUACGAGCUGGUGCAGUCACUUCGGCUUUUUCGGUUCGUAGAUCGGCAGAUUUAACUGGCCUUCUAUAAAAAACAGGUAUAAAAUUUCCUGUAUUUAUAUAAACCAUAAAUUAGCGUUAACUCAAAAAUUGCAGUUUUUUUCGGGUAUAUCAUUCGGUUUUAUUCUUUAAAAAGUUUCUUAAAUUAAGUUCUUAGUUCUUAGAUGUUUAACAGUGAGAUAUCCUUUAAGUGGUCCAUCUAUAUGUGCAUUUCUAAAUAUUUCCACAAAAACUUUUUAUGCACAAAGGUGAGUUUGGAUUUUUGGCAACACAGCCAGAUGUUAACUAACCUUUUGCAUACAGCCACUACUUAAUAUUAGUGUUUAUUUAAAUUAGUGCCAAUCAUUACCGUUAUGUUUGUUUUAUUUAAUUAUUGAGGUACAGUUGCGGACUUAAGAAUUGCGACGGAACUGUCGUAGACAAAAGUAUUUUGUUUUUGCCUGUAUAAUUUAUGUAUGGAUGUAAAAAACAAAACACAAAAAUAUAAUAACACUUUCUUUUAAACAUAAUUAAUAUGUAGCUGUUCAUUGGAUAUGGUAGAGUUCGAUGUGAUAUCACUAACAAUUACAUGAUUGUGAUUAUUUUAUAUAUAUUUAAGCAUUUAUAUAUACUGCACGUGAAUUCGUCCUCCAAAACACAAAAUGGAAAAACACUAAGAAAAAAACUAAGGCGAAAUUCAUAUUUUUAAUAAAUAAAAUGUUUCUCUUUUUCUUAUGUAUAUAUGUAUAAAAUAAACGAUUUUUUGUUAUAUAUCGAUCGUUUAUGUUGGAAAAACCCGCCUUUUUUCCUCGAAAGACGAUUUUAAGGUUAUGAUCUUGUCGGCCAUCUUUGAUGACACAAACUUACAUCGAUGUUUUACUAUAAAUGCGUUUAUUUAC
This is a messenger RNA of Brassicogethes aeneus, 2281 nucleotides long. The record is from the annotation of a GenBank genome assembly. NCBI's taxonomy places the organism in Eukaryota, Metazoa, Arthropoda, Insecta, Coleoptera, Nitidulidae.